Molecule: messenger RNA, 675 nt
Organism: Apiotrichum porosum
Lineage: Eukaryota; Fungi; Basidiomycota; Tremellomycetes; Trichosporonales; Trichosporonaceae
Exons: 7
Coding region: 1-675 (224 amino acids)
Source: RefSeq, a predicted model, not a curated record
AUGUCCUACGCCGACGUCGCAAAGGAGAACGCUCCCGCUGGGGGUGACCAGCCCCAGAACUGGGAGAACGAGGUCAAGAAGGACGUCAACGAGGGCCUCGACAGGGCCGAGAAGGCCGGCAAGGAGUUUGGCAAGAAGGCUCGCCACGAGCUCGACGAGGCUGAGACUGCCAUCGCUGCCGCCUGGCAGAAGACCAAGGAGGUGAUCCUCCGCCCAUCCACCCUCGGCGGUCUCGUCGGCGUCGUCAACGUCGGUCUCCUCGGCGGUCUCGGCUACGUUGCCUACCAGGAGCGCAACCGCCCUUGGGACCAGAAGGUCGUCGCCAGCACCAUCGGUGGCCUCUUUGCUCUCUUUGCUACCGAGGGCUACGUCACUGACUCGUACCUCCAUACCCCCGAGGGCAAGGCCGAGGCUGAGCGUGCCAAGAAGGAGGGCUCCAAGGCCUACCUGCACGCCAAGGAGGUCAUCCUGCGCCCCAACGUCGCGGGUGGUCUCGCCGGUAUCUUCAACCUCGCUGUCAUCGGUGGUGUCAGCUUCGUCGCCUACAGGCACUGGAACGAAGUGUGGGACCGCAAGAUCGUCGCCGGUGUCACCGCUGGCCUCCUCGCCCUCACCGGCAUUGAGGGUGCCCUCGGCAAGGAGUACGUGGACAAGGAGCUCCCCAAGCAGAAGUAG